UGUUGUUGUUCCGCAGCAGCUCAGGCGGGCCUUGCUGGCUCUGCCCGCUGCCGAUGUUAGGCUGCUCACCCGCCCGCGGAGUACCAGCAGGACGGCCGUUCGGCCUGGCCUCCCUCUCGCGGUUCACCGCGCUGAGUAAUUCGCUGGCCCCAGAGAAGCCCGGGGCAGGGAGCAGCCGGGACGGCCCUCCCUCCCUCUCCCGUCCGCUGCCUCUGGUAGGCUGCCGAGCCUCCUGGCAGGACGAGGGCGGAGCUUCUCCCGACUCACUCCCUGCGCUCACCCCGGCGCUAUUUGCUGUCAACCACCUCCUGGUUCCCCGCGACGCCAAAGCGCUUCCGACACCGAUUCGAAGAGAGCAGGAUGCCGGUAAAGGGCGGAGGAAGGCUGGCCUCUUCUUCACACGACCACAUCGAAGGCUCAGAGAUGGAAGAGACGGUGUGGGAGCAGUACACCGUCACUUUGCAGCGGGAUUCCAAAAUGGGCUUCGGUAUUGCUGUGUCUGGGGGGCAUGACAACCCCAACGUGACCAACGGGGAGACAUCAAUCAUCGUGUCCGACGUGCUGCAGGGAGGACCUGCCGAUGGAUUGCUCUUCGAAAACGACCGCGUCAUCAAUGUCAACUCUAUUGCCAUGGACAACGUGCCUCACUCCUUCGCUGUGCAGUCACUGAGGAAAUGUGGCAAAGUGGCCAAAAUAACAGUGAAGAGACCUCGCAAAGUAGCAGUCCACUCAUCGAGGCAGCCCCAGUCUCCAGACGGAGACAGUCAGUAUGCCCCCUCCACCCACUACUACGACACUGACGUAGACAAUGCUUGGUAUAGAGAUGGAGGACAAAAGACCAACGCAGACAGCAAGCUUUACCUGGACAUCGAGGACAGGGCCGGGCAUGACUAUUACCAAAAGAGAGGGAACCGUGGGAAGAGCCAGGACAGGGUCUCCCCAAGUCCCGACAGGACCGCAAGGGAUGGAAGUCGGGGUCGUGCCCUAGACAACAGCCCGAGCCGUCACAGGCACCACAGCCGAGGACGCAGCCCUGGACACCACUAUGGCACAGAGGGAAGGUAUGAGCGAGGGGAGGCUGGAGGGGGAGUCAGGCGGUACAGGAGCAGGGACCGGUUGGACGACCCCUCUCCCGAACGCUCAAAGCAGUUGGAGCCGCUGGAGAAACCUGUGAACGUCCUGCUGGUCAAGAAUCGACCCAGUGAAGAGUAUGGCCUGCGCCUGGGCAGUCAGAUCUUCAUCAAACAGAUGACCAGCACGGGUCUGGCAGCGAAAGACGGAAACCUCCAGGAGGGAGACAUCAUCCUCAAGAUCAACGGGACCGUGACUGAAAACCUCUCCCUGCAUGAUGCCGGGAAGCUGAUCGAGCGCUCCAGAGGGAAGCUGCAGCUGGUGGUCCAGAGGGACCGUCGGCAGAUCCUCGUCCGCAUCCCUCCCCUGACGGACUCGGACUCGGACAACGAUGACAUCUCAGAGAUGGAGUCGUACCACUCCUACUCACCUCCAGGGGAGAGGUCUCAGCACUCUGAUGUAUCUUCUCACUCGUCGAAUGAAAGAGAAACACAGCGCCAGGAGCAGUUAGCUGCGACCAAGAUGUCCGCCAUGGCUUCUCCAUUUAAAGUACCUGAAGACCCCAAGGAUUCUCCUCAACUGGAGAAAACCCAGACGCACAAAGAAAACCCUCCAGUUGCUGCAAUAACCACUCCAAAGAUCCUCCUCCGGCCCAGUCCUGAGGAUGAGAAGAUAUAUGGGCCAAACACAGUGAUGGUCAACUUCCAGAAAGGGGACAGUGUGGGCCUGAGGUUGGCCGGAGGAAAUGAUGCAGGCAUCUUUAUUGCUGGUGUUCAGGUGGGCAGUCCUGCAGAGGAGGAGGGGCUACGCAUCGGCGACCAGAUCCUGAAGGUGAACAACGUAGACUUCCAGGGAAUUGUGAGGGAGGAGGCCGUGCUCUUCCUCCUAGAGAUCCCCAAAGGAGACCUGGUCAGCAUACUAGCUCAAAGCAAACCUGAUGUCUACAACGACAUCUUGGUGUCUGGUCGAGGGGACUCCUUCUUCAUCAGAACACACUUUGAAUAUGAGAAAGAGACGCCUCAGAGCCUGGCCUUCUGCCACGGGGACAUCUUCAAGGUGGUGGACACACUUUAUGACGGGAAACUAGGCAACUGGCUGGCGGUUCGAGUUGGCAAAGAGAAACAGCUGCUGGAGAAAGGCAUCAUUCCCAACAAAAGCAGGGCGGAGCAGAUGGCCAGUGUCCAGAGCUGUCACAAAGCUGGGACGGGUGACCGAGCCGACUUCUGGAGACUGCGUGCUCAGCGAUCUCUGAAGAGGAAGGAAGUGAAGAAGAGUCGGGAAAACCUGAGCAGCCAGACUCUGGCCACGCGCUUCCCAGCGUACGAGCGGGUCGUGCUGCGAGAGGCGGGUUUCCGCCGUCCUGUGGUUCUGUUUGGGGCCAUUGCUGACGCUGCCAACGAGAAACUAGCGUCAGAGAUGCCGGAGCUGUUUGCUAUCGCCAAAACCGAACCGAAGGACGCCGGCUCUCAGAAGUCUUCAGGCGUGGUCCGCCUCAACACCAUCAGACAAAUCAUCGAGCAGGAUAAACACGCCCUGCUGGAUAUCACCCCCAAAGCAGUGGAUACCUUGAACUACACUCAGUGGUAUCCCAUUGUCAUCUUCUUUAACCCGGACAGCAAACAUGGCGUCAAGGCCAUGAGGCAGAGGAUCAUUCCCAGCUCCAACCGCAGUGCUCGGAAACUCUAUGAGCAGGCGGUCAAGUUGAGGAAAACUUGCUCUCAUCUCUUCACAGCCACCAUUGACCUGAACGCUGCCAACGACGCCUGGUAUGGCAGCGUCAAGGAAUCCAUCAGAGAGCAGCAAAUGCAGGCGGUUUGGGUGUCUGACGGCAAGCUGGAAGGAGUAGAGAGUGACCUGGACUGCCAGGAUGUGGAGCGUCUCUCCUUCCUGUCGGCCAUGUCUGCCGAAUACCUCAGCAUGGACAGCCGGCUGACGUCCGACAUGGACGACACUGCUGACGAGGCUGGGGCCUACACAGACGCUGAAGUGGACGCUGAGAUGAUGCACAUCUCUGCCAUCAGUCGCUCGUCUGAGCCGGUCACGGCAGAGGAGAUCUUACGCAGAUACAGUCCUGAUAUCCGCAACCGUGCCAGGUUGAUGAGCGGCCAUGAUGUCCUGAGCCGGUCCAGCCCUCAACAUGGGCAUCUGCCGGAGAAUGAAGUGAAGGUGUUCUCUGGGGAGGAGUCACGUCUUGUAUCCAGCAGCCCUCACCAUCACCACUGGCCCCACAAGCCUCUGCCCCCCAGCUCAGGUCGGAUGUAUGACUCGGUGUCCAGCAGCAGUCCAGCCAGCAGCACCAACGAUCCUCCCCCGUCCACCUCCUCUCCUGGCCCUCCUCCUCCUCCUCCACCACUCCAUCACUUCAACUGCUACGACAAAUCACGAGCCGCUCCGGCUGAAGCCGCUUCACUCGGACCGCUCCGAGGGGAGCCAGUGGAGCGGGCGCUGACUAGUGGCGCUAUGCUAGCUCUCCGACAGCAAGAGGUCUCCUUGGAUGGUCAGAGCGAGGACCCAUCCAUGAAGUCCUUCAUGAGCAAGCUCAAAGCCUUUGAGAAGAUGGAUCACUUUGCUGGAGCUCAGCAGAUCCUGGAGAUGCAGGACUCUCUGGGAGCCAAGCUGGACGUGUCCCAGAAGCUCCCGGAGAUCUAUUCUGUUCCGUUAAAGUCGUCCAUGUUGGACCGCAGUCGACCUCAGCCCAUCGGCUCCAGCUACCCCUCUGAUGCUCAGACCCCGCCCCCCUGCGCGGAAGGCCGUCCCUGCGAUCCCAGCAAGGACGGCAGCGGAGCGGCGACGGGACGCUUCACUGCCAGCUCCAGCCAGUACGAGGACACGGAGCUGUAGGCGGGACCUGCAGCCUCCCCUCGCUCGACACUCCGCUGCUUCAGGAAGACGCCGUCUUCGCUUCGCUUCCAAGAAGCCUCGUGGAGGACCCACGCUAACGUCUGGUUUUGUACCCGCGACCGCGGCCGUCACUGAUUUCUGCCUAUGCAACUCUUCAGUUUGUGCACAGCAACUGGGACCUGAAGCCACAAGUGUCGACCUCACCACAACCUCAGAAGCCAUAAACCUAAGCUUUAUCACCCCUUGUUUCUAAGCUCCUGUAAGUACCCCAUACGCCACAAAGAAUACCUAUAUAUUACUACAGACCUAUCUAUCUCAUAUAUAAAUAUAUAAAUGUAUGACGAGUGUUUAAUAUAUAAACUGUUUAUACGCUUUGCAAUUCUGUAACUUAUGAUGCGUAUCCACCCCAGCGGGUCUGUGUAUGCUGGCUAUUUAACUGUCCAUCUAUUUAUAAGUCGUGUUUUUAUAAGUGCCUUUUACUUUCUUAGUCCCACGCGUUGUCCGGCUGCUGCUGCUGCUGCUGCUGCUGUCCAGUUUAAAGGGAAUCCAGGGAACUAAUGACACCAAAACCUUAAGGCUCCUCCCACCCUGUAGUCAUGUGUCCGGGUCCAUUCCGCCUGUUCUGUUCGCCCUCUAGAGAGCGCUCUGACACCUGGUCUUGUCAAGGUCAUGCCAGGGGUCAUCAGCAGCGGUGGGAACCUGAUGCAGCACAUCUGUCCCCCACAGACUUUAAUGCCACACUGAGUUCCACUGUUGAAUAUUUUUGCACUGAGUUUUUUUUUAUUUUGUAUUUUGAGCAUUAAACAGUUUGAUGAGGGAAUUUUGUGAUAUUUUAAACAAUUUUAAAGUCUUUUUUGUGAAGUCUGUGUAAAGGAAUUCAUUUGCAGCAUCUGGGACUUGAAGGACUUGCGAUCGAAGUUCAGCCAAUGAGGUUCCAGCCUGCUAGCCAUGUGACCAUCUAGCUAGCCAUCUCAGAUCAAAUCUCAACCCUCAUGUGUGGCAUAAAAAAAUAGGAUCUACAUUUAGCGAUUUCCAAAAAUGUCCUCCUCACGCAAAACAUGGUGAAAAGAAAGAGCAACAAAGACUGCAGAAAUAGUGUCUACUGCAUCUCAGUCUGGUUUAUCUUAGAUUAGAUUAGAUGGCCUUUAGUAGGCCCACAAUUAAGUGCUGACUCGGACGUAUUUCUGAAACAAACACCAGUUUCUAGUGAUGGGUCGGAGGUAUCGUGAAACAGGGCUGAUGGAACAGUGUUGUAAUUGACAGAGUCCACUAGAUGGCGCUCUUGGGUUAGAAAUAAUGAGGUUUCAUUGAAUAAGUUGUUCAAGUCCAAACAUUUUCCAGCAGACAGCGCCAUCUGGUGGCCUCUGGAAAUCAGGACACUGUGUCAUGAAACCUCAUCGACUCGUACUUAAACAUGGCGAUACUGGGAACUUGUCUGUGGACUCGAGCUGAGGCGUGUUGAGAUCGCCUUAUUUUCUUGUUCAAGCUCAACUGUGUUUAGAAUAUGGAAACACAAUUCAUCCUGUGGAUUAUUUGGAUUUAUUCUUGUAUAGAUUGUAUAGAGUUCACACAGACUUUCGGCCAUGCUAACAAAGCUAACUUGCAUUCGGAUCCAGGACGGAUCGCUGGGGAAUUGAGCCUCAGUUCUUUGCCUAAAUCAUGUUCGCUGAUGAUGUUCUGACUCCUGAAGUGCAUGGCGCUGCCCACCUGGAUAAACAAGCUAAAUGGAUGUGGAAAUCCAUGGACCCAUCUCCCUUAGAUGUCUGGCUUGGAAGAGGAGCUUCCAGAUUGGAGGUGGAUCUUCAUGGGCGGCGUGCACCCUGGGCAUUAUGGUUAAGGCCAGAUUUUUUUUUCUUUUCUUGUGUGGGUCACAAUUUAGCAACUGCACUAAGUAUAAGAACUCAUUUACUAGCCUUUGUGCAGUUCACCUCACCAAGAUACCUGGUGUCAGUAGUGUAGUCCAGAGUGGAGCAGUCAUCGUUCAGGUUCGAUCGUUAUUCCUUGAGUUCCCAGAUGUUGCUGUUUUUUUUUUUCUUUUUUUUUCACAUUUCGUUUCUUUACUUUGACUUUCAAAAGACGAUAUUUCAAGGUCUGAUGGAGCAGCUUUGCUUCCAUGUUGCAAAUGUUUGGACUCAUGCUGCUCCAGGGGGAGCAUGAGCUGUGACCCUCAUCACGUCUGACCCUGGUCACAGAGUGACACGUUCAUCAGGCGGACGUGUGCCUCCAUGCUGUGAAGGCACCGGAGGAGCAGGCUGUUCUCGCUCCACCAGACAGCAGCUGGAGCGUUCUACUCUCAUUGAGCAGCACAACACUUCUGGACCCUGCUUCCUCUUCCAAGCAGGAGCGACCCCCGAGCUCUGUUCCACUGAUAUUCCUCAUGUCGCCCAUAUUCUGUCUCCAGAGACACUACGCAAAUGUUUGGUCGGUAUUGUGUCACCGGUUCUGGUCACCUGCGCUGAGGUUUUAUACUUGAUUCCAGCUCCUGUUGUGUUUUGUCAGGAUGAGAAAACACUGGUUACUUUCAUCGAAUCAUUAGUGGGUCAUUUAUCCUUAUAUUUCUGCGAAUGUGCCAAGUUCUUUUUUUUUUCUUGUAAUAAACUACCCUAUGCAAAUCUGCAUGUCACUUGGUCUGGGCUUGCUUCCUCCCGUGGUCCAGCUCUGGAUGUUGUUGUUGACAUAAACCAACAUCUGGGAGGUGAGCUUGCAUCGGAAGAAACGAAUGAACAGAAGUACAUUUAUAAUAUUUUAAAAUUACAGGUGGGACUCAAUUAAAAAUAAGAUAUAUACUAAAGAGGGUUUUAACUGAUUUUUC
Messenger RNA from Synchiropus splendidus (mandarinfish), 6724 nucleotides. Its product is annotated as tight junction protein ZO-2-like. Gene Ontology annotation, cellular component: bicellular tight junction; plasma membrane. Lineage: Eukaryota; Metazoa; Chordata; Actinopteri; Syngnathiformes; Callionymidae. Gene Ontology annotation, molecular function: cell adhesion molecule binding. Bases 361 to 3912 code for a protein of 1183 amino acids. The transcript has 23 exons. Gene Ontology annotation, biological process: establishment of endothelial intestinal barrier; cell-cell junction organization; protein localization to cell-cell junction. The record is from RefSeq and is a predicted model, not a curated record.